Messenger RNA from Chenopodium quinoa (quinoa), 1767 nucleotides. Its product is annotated as chlorophyllase type 0-like. The transcript has 2 exons. NCBI's taxonomy places the organism in Eukaryota, Viridiplantae, Streptophyta, Magnoliopsida, Caryophyllales, Amaranthaceae. Gene Ontology annotation, biological process: chlorophyll catabolic process. Gene Ontology annotation, molecular function: chlorophyllase activity. The coding region runs from base 469 to 1506 and encodes 345 amino acids. The record is from RefSeq and is a predicted model, not a curated record.
AUUUCACAAUGAAUUCGAGCGUCAUCUAUAUCCUUCAUUUUCAUUUAAUUUGUUCAUCAUUUCACCUUAUUUAAAAAUAACAUAAAUUAAGAAAUUGGGUCUCUUUCUUUCUCUCUUUAGACUGCAUUAAUUUUUUCGGGCUGUAUAAAGAUUGCGAUAACAUGCAUAGCAACUGUUGUGGAACAAAAGUAUGGUGACCUUAGCCCCUAAAAGAAAAGAGGUUCUAUUUAUCAAACUUUUUUUUUUUUUUAAUUUUUACAUAAAGUACUUUUGAAAUUACAUAUCUUUAUAUCAUUAUUAAUAAUAUAUAAAAUUAUUAAAAUAUAGAAAGCCCUUUGAAAAAAAAAAGCAAAUUAAAAUAAAAAAAAUAGGAGACUUUUAGGUGCUAUAUAUAUGAUGGUUCAUGCAAAGUAUAAUCCUCAACCAUAUGCAAAGAAACUCAUAAGAUAUAGCUAGCUAGAUAAUAUAAUGGCAAAGUUAUUUUUGUUAAUUUUUGGGGUGUUCAUCUUUAUUCACUCACAAGCUCAAACUUUCCCAACAAUAUUAGAAAAACUUAAUUCAGAAAAAAUUACUGUUUUCCAAAAGGGUAAUUUUCAAGUGACAAAUAAACCAAUUAAGGUGGAAAAAUAUGAAUUUUCUGCUCCAGAACCUUUGAUCAUUUUUUCACCUAAAGAAGUAGGAGUUUAUCCUGUUCUAUUGUUUAUCCAUGGCACCAUGCUUUCUAAUGAAGACUACUCUGAAUUCUUUAAACAUAUUGCUUCUCACGGCUUCAUCGUGGUUGCUCCUAAGUUGUUCCGGAUAUUCCCGCCUAAACUACCUAGUCAACAAGAUGAGAUAGAUAUGGCAGCAUCAGUGGCAAACUGGAUGCCUCUAUAUCUACAAGUGGUGUUACAAAAAUACGUUGCCGGAGUUGAAGGUGAUCUCGAAAAACUCGCAAUAUCCGGUCAUAGUAGAGGAGGAAAAUCGGCAUUUGCUCUUGCACUUGGUUUCUCCAAUAUCAAGCUAGAUGUUACAUUUUCAGCACUAAUUGGUGUAGACCCUGUUGCUGGUAGACGUGUAGAUGAUCGAACAUUGCCAUAUGUUCUAACCUACAAACCCAACUCGUUUAAUUUAUCGAUUCCAGUCACGGUAAUUGGCUCCGGAUUUGGUAACCACACCAUCUCAUGCGCUCCAAAUUACGUGAACCAUCAACAAUUUUAUGACGAGUGUAAGGAAAAUUCGUCGCAUUUUGUGAUUACAAAGUAUGGUCAUAUGGAAAUGUUAAAUGAGUUUAACUUAAGUCCUAUAGCCGUUUCUAUGUCAAUUAUGUGUGCACAAAGUUACGGUCCGAAAGCUACCAUGAGAAGAACACUAGGUGGAAUCAUGGUGGCUUUUCUUAACACCUAUUUUCGAGACGAUGGAGGGCAAUAUUACGCCAUUAUGGCUAAUACAUCCUUGGCUCCUACUAACCUCUUUGUUGAGAAAAAAGGCAACUUUGGGUUUGCACUAACUUAUGCUCAAGUUUAAUGCUUAAUUUACUCUUACAGUUUCAUGUGAUGUACGUGUAUGUACUACGUUACACCUUACACUACUCCUCGCUAGCCUUGUUUUAGCUAGUGAAUAAGUAAUUAGUAACAUUGUGAUUUGCUUAUUAAGAACAUCUUGCAUGUAUUAGGCCAGGUUGAUGACUAAAGGCCUUCAGGGUCAUCUUAUGUAACCAAUCGUGACUUUCAGCAUUAAAAAUAAUAAGAUCUAUGGUGUGAUGUUAGAAAAUCUUCCUUUUAUUUA